AUGGAAGGAAUUGUUGCCUCAGGGCCAGAAGAGCCGUGGGGGGCUCAGAGGCGAGGUCACCCGGCUACCCGCCGUUCUCUGGUCACAGCUCCCCGCCCCCUCGUCCGGCGCUGCCCGGUCACCGGGACCUCGGGAGCCAACCACCGCCUCCCCUCCGUGCACCCCAAACCCCUGCGCUGCUACCGAUGCAUCCUGGAGACCAAGGAGCUGGGCUGUGUCUUGGGCUCUGGCGUCUGCCUCACAGCCAAGGGUGGAGGCUGCCUAACCACCAUUAUUCACAAUGGCAGUAAGGAGGAAGUCAUCAUAAGCGACUGCAGGUCGAAGGAUCGGCUGUCAGAAUGCUCACUGUCACUGGCCUCCCCUGUGCCAGGUCUUUGGGUGUCUUCUCGGUGCUGCCUUGAGCCACUUUGUAAUUCUCCAUCACUCCGUGACCAGGCCUUGUUGCAGAAUCAAGAUAAAAAUACUAGUGUGGUGUUGGAUUUCCUCAUUCCCAUUCCUAGCUCUAAAGUCACCACCGCUCACUCUCCCCCAAAACCCUCAACCAGCCAAACUGAAUGGCCCUCAGACUAUGACACCUAAGCAGCCCUUUCUGAGAGCUCUCUUAGAGACCACUGACCUUGCUUGGCCCCAAACUUAAUCCUGCUUUAGAAUACAGCUAGGGAUCUCCAUUCCAGUGAGAUUCCCUAUACCUUGUUCUGGGACUUGUCAGGAAGACCCAAGUUUCAGCCUGUCCCUCGGGGUUCCCCAUCCACCCCAACCUCACUCUGCCUAUAUCUAAGUCAAUUCACCACAUUUGUGAAACAUCUCAACUACAUACAGGACACUUAGGCACUCUACUAUCCCCAGAUGAUAUAGAUGAUGGACUUUCAGAGGCAGGAGAGACCCCAGAGGUGAUCUAGCCCAUGACCACACCUCCCCAGGCCCCAAACAUUUUACUGGUUGCCUCUCUAGACCUCAUUUUCCUAAUCUGUAAAGUGAAGAAACCCUCAGAGUUGUCAUGGAAAGCAUUUUGUCAACUCUAUAAAACUAAGUGAAUUUUAAUUAUUAGUCAAAGUCACGUCAUCAUUGGCAAAGGCCAGGACUGGAGCCCUCACCUCCUAAGUUCCAGCAGACUCGUGCUCUUUCCAUUGCAGCUUCCCUCUGGAUUGGAUCAUUUAAACAUUAUCUCCACUUUCUCCCUACUGCCCUUUUCCCCAUUAAUGAUAGAAAAGGAAGAGUUGGAUUGGUCAGGUCUCUCCACACCUUAGUCUGCUCUAA
Messenger RNA from Trichosurus vulpecula (common brushtail), 1257 nucleotides. RefSeq names its product lymphocyte antigen 6 family member G5C (gene LY6G5C). Gene Ontology annotation, cellular component: external side of plasma membrane. The transcript has 4 exons. The coding region runs from base 1 to 579 and encodes 192 amino acids. The record is from RefSeq and is a predicted model, not a curated record. Lineage: Eukaryota; Metazoa; Chordata; Mammalia; Diprotodontia; Phalangeridae.